AAUGGAGUUUGUGGUUGCGUUCCGUUUCACGCAUAGAGCGCAUAGAUCGCUUGGAAAUCUAUAAUAUAUGUCACGUGAACUAUAGAUUUUCAGGCAACUAUGCGCUCAAUGCGUGAAACGGAACGCAUCCUGUGUAACACUGAUUUUUAUCACAGAUGUUUAAAGUUUAUGGUUUUUAUCCAUGUGACUGAUUGUGAAAAUAACAACGUGUUUUUAACUAAAAGAAGCGUGGUCUCUUCAAAUUGGAACUCCCCCCAUUCCUUACAACCUACAGCUGGAACCUACCUGGAGCUCACUCGUCAUUUCUACUCGCGUCUUCGCGUUCGUGUGGUCACUAAUAGAGCGCUUGAAAAGCCACUUUAUUUAAUGCCACUUACGUACUCUACACGUGUGUCUCUAGCUGUGUCGACUCUCGACCGAGAGCAGGUGCCAUUUGAAAAAGAAGAACUUGAGAAAGCGACGAAAGACGGUGAAAUUUUUCAAUAUCUGUUAUUAAAAUAUAAAAAUAUUGAGCAAUGGAAAAGAAACCAGAGGAACCGCGAUGGAUAAUUCGCGAGCACGAAGUUUUCAAGGAAUAUUCGUGUGAACCAUUGAACAAGUUAACGGCACUAGAAAAAUUUACAAAGAAAUUGAAGAUCGAGAUAGUACGAGAAGAAGAUAAAGAGUUAGAAUUCGAUAUAAUUGGUUGUGACGUUUCAUUGGUCAAUGCAUUUCGUAGAAUACUUAUAACUGAAGUACCAAGUAUGGCUAUUGAUAAGGUCUUUAUAAUAAAUAAUACUAGUCUUCUACAGGACGAAGUACUUGCACAUAGAUUGGGUCUUAUACCUCUUCGAGCAGAUCCUCGAUUAUUCGAAUAUCCUCCGAGUGGAAGGAAGGAUGACGAGGUCAGCGAUCAAGAUACUCUAAAAUAUGAACUGAAAGUUACAUGCACCGUGAACCCACAACCACCAAAGAACUCUCUUCUUCCAGAGCAUAUGUAUAGAAAUAGCAAAGUUUAUAGUAGGGAUAUCAAAUGGGUACCGAUAGGCCGACAAGGGGACAUGUUUCCACAUGGGGCAGAACAGUUUAGUGUGCUAGAAAAUGAUAUAUUAAUAUGUAAAAUGCGUCCUGGUCACGAGAUUCAUGCGUUUAUGCAUGCAGUUAAAGGCAUUGGCAAAGACCAUGCCAAGUUUUCUCCUGUAGCCCCCGCGCGGUAUCGUUUUAUGCCAGUUAUCGAGUUGACUAAACCUGUGAGAAACGAGGACGCGGAUCUUUUGCAGAGCUGUUUUAGCCCUGCUGUGAUAGAUGUGGUAGAGAAAGAAACGAGUUCGGGACAGAAAUAUCGUGAAGCGCGCGUAAAGAACGCUCGUUAUGAUAGCUGUAGCAGAAAUGUCUACCGUUACGAACAAUUGAAGGAUUGCGUGAAAAUGAGUCGAAUAUCGGAUCAUUUUAUCUUUUAUAUAGAAUCUGUGGGGACGCUACCCUCGGCUGUUUUAUUUACGGAAGCUGUUAAAGUGCUCAAGAACAAGUGCAGGGCGUUCCUCGCAGAGCUGGAACAUGUGGAAAUAUAAUUUUUUUUUUUAAAUUUCUUACAUAAUUAAUUUAAAAGAAAAAUAAAAAAUUAAAAAAAUAAAGUUAUAAAUAUAUCUACAUAAAGAGCACAUGCAAAUUUUUAACAUACUUUUAUAUCUAGGCAAUCCAUUUGUGUAACAACCAUCUUUCUUAUUGACAUGAUUAGAAUGAUUAUGCGCUUACGUCGAGAAAGAAUGAACAUGAAAUCUAUAUGAACAUAUAUACAUUUAUAUCUCGACUAAUUAAACAUUCAGCAUAAA
Messenger RNA from Cataglyphis hispanica, 1811 nucleotides. RefSeq names its product DNA-directed RNA polymerases I and III subunit RPAC1 (gene Polr1C). Gene Ontology annotation, biological process: DNA-templated transcription. Gene Ontology annotation, cellular component: RNA polymerase I complex; RNA polymerase III complex. The transcript is spliced from 7 exons. The record is from RefSeq and is a predicted model, not a curated record. The coding region runs from base 516 to 1550 and encodes 344 amino acids. Gene Ontology annotation, molecular function: protein dimerization activity; DNA binding. NCBI's taxonomy places the organism in Eukaryota, Metazoa, Arthropoda, Insecta, Hymenoptera, Formicidae.